AUGACCCAAGCAGGUAUGUUGGAACAUCUCAAACUAGAGAAUGUGGCACUGUCUCAGCAGCUGACUGAAACCCAGCACAGAUCCAUUAAAGAAAAGGAACGUAUUGCAGCACAGCUGCAAAAUAUUGAGGCUGACAUGUUAGAUCAAGAAGCUGCCUUCAUGCAGAUCCAGGAAGCUAAAACCAUGGUGGAAGAAGACUUGCAGAGAAAAUUAGAGGAGUUUGAGGAUGAGAAAGAACAGCUUCAGAAAAUGGCUGAUUCUGCAGCAACAUUGGAGCAAGAACUGGAACAGGUCAAGUUGACUUUGCAUCAGCGAGAUCUACAGCUUGAAUCUUUACAGCAAGAACACCUAGACCUAAUGAAGCAAUUCACUUUGACCCAAGAGACAUUGCACACCAAAGAGCAGUCCCUGGAUGACCUGCAAACACAGUAUGAUGAACUGAAGGCCAGAUUAGAAGAGUUCCAAAGUGACACUACUUCUAAAGAUGACAUGAUCCAGUAUUUGCAGAAUGAGAAGAUUGUUUUGGAAGUAGCUCUGCAGGCAGCAAAAGCAAGCAGAGAGCAACUUGAUGAAGGAGCAAUGCGCCUUGAAGAAGAUACGGAAGUAGCAUCACAAGUCUUGGAACAACUGAGGCAAGAAAUGGCAAUCAAGUCAAGCCAGGUAGAAAAUCUGCAAAAAGAAAAUGCUAGCCUUAAAAAACAGGUCCAAAAAGUGAAGGAACAGUUCCUGCAGCAGAAGGUAAUGGUGGAAGCUUAUCGAAGAGAUGCAAGUUCUAAGGACCAGCUGAUUAGCGAACUGAAAGCUACAAAGAAGCGGCUGGACUCAGAAGUGAAAGAGUUAAAACGAGAGCUACUGAAAAUUCAAGUUGAAAAGCAGUCACUCGAAUCUGAACAUUCAAAACUGCAGAAGGAAGUAUCUCAGGUUCACCAGCAGAUGGUGGAAAUAGAAAAUAAUCUUCAGUCAGUGCAGAAAGAACGAGACGAUAUGGAAACACGCCUACAGUCUUUGCAGUUCGAUAAGGAACAAAUGGCAUCUCUUGCUGAGGCAAAUCAGGCAUUAAAACAACAAGUAGAACAAAUGCAAGAAGAAGCAAAAAAGGCCAUUACUGAGCAGAAACAGAAAAUGAAGCGUCUAGGGUCAGAUCUGACGAGUGCUCAGAAAGAGAUGAAAGCAAAACAUAAAGCCUAUGAGAAUGCAGUUGGCAUUCUUAGUCGUCGGCUACAGGAAUCUCUUGCCGCAAAGGAAUCUGCUGAAGCAGAGUUGAGCAAACUAAAAGCACAAAUCACUGAUGGUGGAAGCAACCAGAUUGCUCAAGAAAGGAUUCAAGCUCUGGAGACAGAAUUGCAAGCUGUUAGCAGCAGUAAGUUGAUGCUGGAAAAAGAGUUGCAAGAAGUGAUUUCACUUACCAGCCAGGAGCUUGAAGAAUACAGAGAGAAAGUGCUGGAACUUGAGGAUGAGCUUCAGGAAUCUAGAGGCUUCAGGAGGAAGAUAAAACGUUUAGAAGAAAUUAAUAAGAAGUUGGCUCUUGAACUGGAGCAUGAACGUGGAAAACUUACAGGUCUUAGUCAGUCCAAUGCCGCUUUGCGGGAGCACAACAAUAUCCUUGAAACAGCGUUAGCAAAAAGAGAGGCAGACUUGGUACAACUGAAUCUACAGGUUCAGGCAGUCCUAAAGCGGAAAGAGGAAGAGGAUCAGCAAAUGCAACAACUUAUUCAAGCUUUACAGGCUUCCUUAGAGAAAGAAAAGUCAAAAGUCAAAGAACUUAAGAAGCAGGAAGCAGCAGCCAAAGCGGAUGCAGCACAUAACCGCCGUCAUUACAGAGCUGCUAUGCUUGAGCUCAGUGAAAUCAAGAAAGAGCUACAGGCCAAAGAACUGCUUGUCCAAGCCCUUCAAGUUGAAGUGGACAAACUGCAGGCAGAGGAUGAAAAACAUUCCCAGGAGGUAUCACAGUUUCAGCAAGAGCUGGCAGAAGCCAGGUCUCGGCUCCAACUUCUGCAGAAAAAGCUGGAUGACAAGCUUAGUGAACAGCCUGUGGUAAGCCAAGAGGUGGAAGACCUCAAGUGGGAAGUAGAACAAAAAGAAAGAGAAAUUGAAACGCUUAAGCAGCAGUUGGAUAUGAGUGAACAGCGCAGCCACAAGGAAUUAGAAGGGAUACAAGUUGUCUUGCAGAAUAUCAAGACUGAGUUGGAAAUGGUGAGGGAAGACCUGUCACUGACUCAGAAGGACAAGUUUAUGCUGCAGGCUAAAGUGACUGAACUGAAAAACAGCAUGAAGUCACUGCUGCAGCAGAACCAGCAACUGAAGUUGGACCUGAAGCAUGGCAAGAUGAAGAAGAGGAAGGAAUUGAAAGGAGAGAAUAACUCUUCAAAUCCUGUGACUCCAGUCAAGAUUCCUGAUUGUCCAGUGCCCGCUGCUUUGCUGGAAGAACUGUUGAAGCCAUCGGCAGCUGUGAGCAAGGAGCCUUUAAAAAAUCUGAACAGCUGUCUCCGGCAGUUAAAGCAAGAAAUGGACAGCCUUCAGCGUCAGAUGGAGGAACACACCAUUACAGUACAUGAAUCAAUGUCUUCGUGGACUCAGAUUGAGGGGCAGCUAAUGGACCUUACCUCCAGCAGUCCUGCGACUGCAUCAGACCAGCAGGAGAUUCCUACUGUAGAUGAAAAGAAACAGAAUUGUAAUGUUAGUGACAAGGAAGCUUUGACACUAUAACCUUUUUAUCAGUUGUCUUUCUUCCUAUUGCUUUAAGUAUGUAAACAAAUCUUUAUCGAAAUUAUUUAUUUAUUUCAUUUUAAAAAAUGAUGUUCAGAGUUGUGCUUUUGCCUGUAGAAGCAAAGGGCAUGGUUUUGAGAAACUGGUGUAACAUUAAAUGCAGAACAUGCUAUUCCAAGGGUUUGUUUGAAACCUUACCAUAAUAAUGCUGUCAUGUUGGGGACUGCCAGGUGGUAAAUCUAGCUCA
Cariama cristata (Red-legged seriema) is the source of this 2953-nucleotide messenger RNA. It is a transcript of the gene GOLGA3, whose product is annotated as golgin A3. Lineage: Eukaryota; Metazoa; Chordata; Aves; Cariamiformes; Cariamidae. The transcript is spliced from 16 exons. The annotation marks the transcript as partial. The record is from RefSeq and is a predicted model, not a curated record.